CGCUCCGCUGGCUGCGCGCACACGCACGCACACCUCGCCGCCGCAGAGGCCGCCUUCUCCGACAUGGCCGCCGCCGCCGCAGGGGCGGACGCCGGGAUGGACGAAGUCCAGAAGCGGCUCAUGUUCGACGACGAAUGCAUUUUGGUGGAUGAACAGGACAAUGUUGUUGGCCAUGAAUCAAAAUAUAACUGCCAUCUGAUGGAAAAGAUCGAAUCUGAUAAUCUACUUCACAGGGCUUUCAGUGUAUUCCUGUUCAACUCAAAAUAUGAGCUCCUACUUCAGCAACGAUCUGCAACAAAGGUUACAUUUCCUCUAGUUUGGACCAACACCUGCUGCAGCCAUCCUCUGUACCGUGAGUCUGAGCUUAUACAGGAAAACCACCUUGGCGUUAGAAAUGCUGCUCAGAGGAAGCUCCUGGAUGAGCUGGGUAUCCCAGCUGAAGACGUACCAGUUGACCAAUUCACCCCUCUUGGCCGGAUGCUCUACAAGGCCCCAUCUGAUGGAAAAUGGGGUGAACAUGAGCUUGACUACCUGCUGUUCAUUGUCCGUGACGUGAAGGUACUCCCAAACCCGGACGAAGUGGCUGAUGUGAAAUACGUGAGCCGUGAGGAGCUGAAGGAGCUCAUCCGCAAAGCAGAUGCAGGAGAGGAGGGCCUGAAGCUGUCUCCCUGGUUCCGGCUGGUUGUGGACAACUUCCUCAUGCGCUGGUGGGAUCACGUCGAGAAAGGCACCCUCAAUGAGGCUGUGGACAUGGAGACCAUCCACAAGCUGAAGUAAGGACUUGCUAGUGGCUGGAGCCUGGAAUGAUCGUGCAAACCUUUCGUGUGCCGCAUAUAUAUUACUGUAAACCUGGGAAGUUGCAUAAGUCAGAAGAAGCCUUUUGUAUGCUGCUGGGUUGGAAGUUUGGAACUUGGAAAUGUUAGGCUGAGCCGACAGAGAAAUCCCCUUAUAGAGUGCCUAUGUUAAUUUAGCAAACUACACUAUAUGAUUAUUUCAUGUUCCGUGUUUACUCCUACUUAUAUGACGAUGAUGAUCAUGCCAUUCCUUCA
Molecule: messenger RNA, 1049 nt
Organism: Oryza brachyantha (malo sina)
Lineage: Eukaryota; Viridiplantae; Streptophyta; Magnoliopsida; Poales; Poaceae
Product: isopentenyl-diphosphate Delta-isomerase I
Exons: 6
Coding region: 64-777 (237 amino acids)
Biological process (GO): isopentenyl diphosphate biosynthetic process; isoprenoid biosynthetic process
Cellular component (GO): cytoplasm
Molecular function (GO): isopentenyl-diphosphate delta-isomerase activity
Source: RefSeq, a predicted model, not a curated record